AUAAAUAAUAAAUAAAGAUAAACAAUUCUCCUAAUUCCAUUACCGACGCUAUUAAAGAAGCUCAUAGAAUUAUCUUAAAAAUAUAUUAAAAAAGAAAAGAAAAAUCGCUAUCUCCGAUCUCCAUCGCAAACCCUAGAACUUCAUCAUCUCGUCUUUUCAGGUUUGGGUGGCGGUUUUAUCAUUUUUAAUCAGUGGUGGGCCUGGUGGCGUUGGUGGUUUUUAAGCAUCUGUAUAUUUUUUGUUAUCUUGCAACUCAACUUGAUUAUUUGAGCUAGAAACUUAGUCACUCGGGAAUGGUCGUUGAAACUUGUAAUUGUAUCACGAAGUCUUGAUGCCAAGUGGGAUCUCCGUGAGGGAGGAUGAACAUCGUUAAGGGUGUUGCUGACCUUAUCCGAAGAACUUCGUCGGGCCAAAUUGGUGAACCUUCAGGUUACCAAGCUCAAAAAUUUUCUCCUCCUGGACCAAAGAUUCGCUUCAGUGAUGUUGGUGAUGAGGCAAUUGUAAAUACUCUAUGGGAGCGAUAUGAGAAAGUUGAUGAUAAGGUGGAGAAAAAGAGGUUGCUUCACGUUUUCAUCAAGCAAUUUGUAGUUGCCUACAAGGACUGGCAACCUGUAAAUUCCGGUAUAUUGUUAGAGUCUGCAUCUGUUGAGAACUUACAAUCUGCUGAUGAUGUGGUUGUUGGCUGCUCAGCUGGACAUCCCGUUGAAGUUAUUCGAGUAUUAAUUGAUGAGAUUACUCAGCUAAGCUCAUUGGUCACUGAGUUGAGCACCAGCGUGGUGCAAUCCCCAGAAGAGUUAUCUGGGGCCACUACCAAGUCAUUUAUUACAUCUGAAGGAUAUUUUAUUUUGGAUGCACUAAAAAUUAUAACCCGUUCAUUAUAUAAUUGUCGUGUCUUUGGAUACUAUGGUGGGGUUCAGAAACUUACAGCACUAAUGAAAGGGGCUGUCGUACAACUUAAAACCAUAAGUGGUGCCCUUUCUGCUGAUGAAAGUUUGUCUGUCUUUGUGGCAGAUAAAAUCAAGCUUCUCCAACAAAUUCUGACAUAUGUUGUGUCAAUCAUUUAUAUUUUCAUUGAUUUAGGAUAUAAUAUAGACAAACAAGAUGAGUUGUUCUGCCAUCCUGUAGGCAUUACUUUUCAUGCUGAUGCUCCAAUCAGCUCUUCAAACAGUUCAAGGGAUUUAUCUACUGAAGCAAGGCUACAUUGGCGACAGAAAGCAGUUGUUUCUGUGAUGGAGGCUGGUGGUCUAAAUUGGUUAGUAGAGCUAUUACGUGUCAUCAGAAGAUUCAGCUUGAAAGAGCUGUGGAUGGAUGAUUCACUUCAGUACUUGAGCUUGAAAAUCCUAUCCUUGGCCUUGGCUUUAAAUCCCCGGGGUCAAAAUCAUUUUAAAAGUAUUGGAGGGCUGGAAGUGCUUUUGGAUGGUCUUGGAUUUCCAUCGAAUUAUGCUAGAGUUUACAGUAAAUUUGUUUUGGCUGACGGAUUGAGGGAUGAUAAACCACUGCAGAGAACUUUCCAGCUUCAUAUUCUUGCUCUGGAAGUUUUGAGGGAAGCUGUCUAUGGAAAUACAAACAACUUGCAAUUUCUUUGUGAAAUUGGUAGGGUGCAUAAAUUUGCAAAUAGCUUUUGUUCACCAGCUUUUGUGCUUCAAGAUUUGGGGCAAGAGAAGGGUCAUCCUCUGCAUCAGGCUGUUGGUUUGCUUGAUCUUGACACUAAAAAGGAAGAGAAUGGUGUUAAACCCAAUCCCGCUGCGUCAUCAGCUAGCCAUCCAACCCAUGUUUCCUUUUUUGAGUUUUGGAAUGAUUAUGUUAUAAGGUUGAGCAGGGGUCUUUGUUCAUUUCUUCUAGUACCUGAAGGCUCAAAAUCUCUUACGGUCCAAGUAUGUUCUAGUCGAUUGUCAUUGCCUAUUUCUUCGGCCUAUUGUGAACUGUCAAUCAAAUGGGUCAUAAGAGUUCUAUUUGCAGUAUUUCCUUGCAUCAAAGCUUGCUUAAGUCAGAAUGGGUCGCCAAGUUAUUCAAGGGUUUUUGUCACAAUUCUACAGAACACAGUUCUUAAUGCAUUCAGAGACAUUCUCUCUUCUUCUCCUCUCUUACUUGAAAUUUUCCGUGAAGAGGGAAUAUGGAAUCUUGUCUUUUCAGAAAAUUUCUUUUUCUUCGAAUCAGUUUCUGAUGAAUCUGCUAGACAGAUACUUGAUAACGAUGAGGAUUCUGAAAUACUGUCUGCUCCAAGUAGUGUAAGCAACAUGGCAGAAGUUAGUGGUGUCAAUAAUCUACAGUUAGAAAUAAUUUCAUUUGUGGAGUUUGCUGCCACUUCAAGUGGAAAUGCACACAACAUGGCUGAAAUGUCUGCUAUGCUGGAUGCACUUGAACAUUCUGCUUAUAAUCCUGAAAUUGCUAGUGUUCUUUUGAGGAGUUUGGUUCGCAUUUUGCAGCUCUCUCCAGAAAAAACAAUUGCUUCCUUUAAUACAUUGAAUGCAAUUUCCCGGGUUCUAAAGGUUGCUUGUGUUCAAGGACAAGAGUCUAGAAGAUCUGGUAUCAUGAACCCCUCCAAUGAGAAUAGUAGCAUGGAAUUAUUAUCACUGGUGCAUGACCAAUAUAAAUCCAAUUUGUCUGAGAGUGUAAAAAGUUGGUUUAAUUGUAUGAAAUUAUGCCUGGAGUUCUUUUCCAAGUUCUCAGAAGCUGUUGAAGACACUAGGAGUUUGAUCUUGCAUAAUUUUUCAUGCGUUGAUUGCUUGUUUGAUUUGUUUUGGGUAGAAGGUUUGAGACAGGAUGUGCUUAGACACAUACUUGAUCUAAUGAAGAUUGUACCACACUCUGAGGAAGAUAAAAAAGCAAUGUUACAGUUAUGCUCUAAGUAUUUAGAAGUGUUCACUCAAAUAAAAGAACGGGAAAAAAGCUUUGUUGAUCUGUCUAUUGAUUUGUUGGGUGGGAUGAGAGAUUUGCUACAGGCUAACCAAGCAUACUAUCAAGCUCUAUUUCGUGACGGGGAAUGCUUCUUGCAUGUUGUAUCGCUGCUUAACAGCAACCUUGAUGAGCCAAAUAGGGAGAAAUUAGUUUUGAAUGUCCUCCAAACACUCACUUGUCUGCUUGCAAGUAAUGAUGCUUCAAAGGCUGCAUUUAGAGCACUUGCUGGAAAGGGUUACCAGACAAUGCAGAGUCUUCUGUUAGAUUUUUGCCAUUGGCAUUCAAGUGAAAGCUUUCUAGAUGAAUUGCUUGAUAUGCUUUUUGACGGAAAAUUUGACAUCAAUACUAGUCCAAAGAUUAAGAAUGAAGAUGUAAUAAUAUUAUAUCUAUCUGUACUGCAAAAGAGCAGUGAGUCUUUGCAGCAUUAUGGACUAGACAUGUUUCAGCAACUGCUAAGAGAUUCCAUCUCCAACAGUGGGCAUAGUAUAUCCGGCAAGGACAUCCGCAAAAUCUUUGCUCUACUGCGAAGUGAGAAAGUUGGGAAGAGGAGACAAUACUGCUCUGUUUUGUUGACAAGUCUCUUGUCAAUGCUACAUGAGAAGGGGCCAACUGCAUUCUUUGAUCUUGAUGGAAGUGAUUCCGGUAUCAUUCUUAAAACACCUCUGCAGUGGCCUAUGUAUAAGGGUUUUUCUUUUUCCUGCUGGCUCAGGAUUGAGAACUUCCCUAAAAAUGGAACAAUGGGUCUUUUCAGUUUUCUUACGGAAAGUGGAAAAGGAACCUUGGCUGUGCUUGCAAGGGAGAAGCUAACUUAUGAGUCAAUUAACCUAAAGAAACAGCGUGUGGACCUGAAUGUUAAUCUAGUUAGGAGUAGAUGGCAUUUUCUUUGCAUAACUCAUAAAUCAAUUAAAAAUUUAUACUGUUUGACGAAUUGACCUUUGUGUCGCUAUGACUUGAGUUACAUGCUUUGUUUAUUCAGGUAUGCUAAAGUGAGUGAAUCAUUAACAAGUUGUACGGUUGGUUCAAAAAUUAAGAUGCCUCACUAUGAAGACAAUGCACUCAUCUUUGAAUCAAUCCGAGAUUCGGGCCCUUUUUUUGGCCAAAUUGGCCCCAUUUAUUUGUUUAACGACGCCCUUUCUGCUGAACAAGUUCAGAGUAUCUACUCUCUGGGACCCAGUUAUAUGUAUUCAUUCCUUGAUAAUGAAGCUUUACCACUUUGUGGUGAUAAGUUACCCAGUGGGAUUCUUGAUGUAAAAGAUGGUCUUGCAUCAAAAAUCAUCUUUGGACUCAAUGCUCAGGCAAGUGUUGGCAAAAUGCUGUUUAAUGUUUCACCAAUAAUGAGUCAGGCAUUGGAGAAGAAUUCCUUUGAGGCGGCUGUAAUUGGUGGAACUCAGUUAUGUUCACGACGCUUGCUGCAGCAAAUAAUAUAUUGUGUCGGUGGCGUAUCUGUGCUUUUCCCGCUUAUCGCCCAGACACAGUGUAGUAAAUUUGAAAUUGAAAAGGUGGGAGAAUAUGAAAAGACAUUAGUAGCACAGACAAUGAGGGAAUAUAUGAUGACCGAGGUUAUUGAGCUGAUUGCUUCUCUUAUAGAUGAGAACCUAGCAAAUCAACAACAGAUGUAUCUUGUGUCUGGAUUUUCUGUCCUGGGAUUCUUGUUACAAUCAGUUCCUCCACGAGAACUUAAUAUGGAGACUCUUUCUGCAUUGAAGCAUCUUUUUAAUGUUGUUUCUAACUCUGAAUUGCUUGUGAAGGAGGCUAUUUCUAGCAUAUUUCUUAAUCCUCUUAUCUGGGUCUACGCAAUUUACAAGGUGCAACGAGAACUAUACAUGUUUCUGAUUCAACAAUUUGAUAGCGAUCCUCGAUUACUGAGGAGUUUGUGCCGGCUUCCACGUGUUCUUGACAUAAUUCACCAAUUCUAUUGUGAUAAUGUCAAGUCUCGAUUCCUUCCUGGAAGUAACCCUGAUCAACAUCCUAGCAAAGGAAAUACUGAGCAGAGACCUGGUGUAGAAGAAAUACAUAAGAUCCGUCUUCUUUUGUUAAGUCUUGGUGAAAUGAGUCUCAGGCAGAACAUUGCUGCAGGCGACAUAAAAGCUCUUAUAGCUUUUUUUGAGACAAGUCAAGAUAUGACUUGUAUUGAAGAUGUCUUGCACAUGGUUAUUCGUGCUGUUUCCCAGAAACCAUUGCUUGCUUCUUUUCUCGAGCAAGUUAAUAUCAUUGGUGGUAGUCAGGUUUUUGUCAAUCUUCUCCAGCGAGAAUCUGAAUCCAUCAGGUUACUGAGCUUACAGUUCAUAGGAAGGCUUUUAGUUGGGCUACCAUCUGAGAAGAAGGGAACAAGAUUUUUCAACCUCCCAAUGGGACGACCUAGAUCUCUUAAUGAAGGCCAAAGGAAAAACAGAAUGCAACCAAUUUUCCUAGCUAUAUCUGAUAGACUGUUCUACUUUCCACAGACUGAUAAUCUCUGUGCCACGUUAUUUGAUGUUCUUCUUGGUGGUGCUAGCCCCAAGCAGGUUUUACAAAGGAACAACCAAUUUGAGAGGGUCAGAAGCAAGGGCAUUACUACCCAUUUUUUACUUCCUCAAAUGUUGCCACUGAUUUUCAGAUAUCUGUCUGGCUGUGAAGAUGGACUUGCAAAAAUUAAAAUUAUCAGAGAUCUACUUGAUCUUCUUGAUUCAAAUCCUUCCAAUAUUGAAGCUUUUAUGGAAUAUGGGUGGAAUGCAUGGCUUUCAUGUUCUCUAAAGCUUGAUAUUUUAAAAGAUCACAAUGUCCAGUCACUUGAUCAAAGUGAAAAUAGCAUGGAUCAGCUGCUAUUGGUGAGGAACUUGUUUUCUCUAGUUCUCUGUCACUAUUUGCAUUCUGUAAAAGGUGGUUGGCAACAAUUGGAAGAGACAGUCAAUUUCCUUAUCAUGCACUCUGAAGAUGGCAAUUCGUGUCCAAAUUUUCUUCGAGAUAUGUAUGAUGAUAUUAUUCAGAAUAUGGUGGAGCUGUCAGCUGUGGAUAAUAUUUUCAUUUCACAACCCUGUCGAGAUAAUACGUUGUAUUUGCUGAGACUAAUUGAUGACAUGCUGAUAUCUGAGAUUGACAAAGAACUCCCGUUCUUUGGAAGUGACUCUGAAUUUCACCUUAACUUGGAAAUGGAAUCUCACAAAGAGUACAACUCCGCUUUAAAAGAAGUGCUAAUAGGAGAGGCUGACGAACAAACAUCAAGAAAAUCAAAGAAUUUCAAGCCGCCAAUGACAAAUGAUGAUUCGAUUGCAGAGAAAUGGUGGAAUCUAUAUGACAAAUUGUGGGUUGUUAUUAGCAAGAUGAAUAAUAAAGGACCUAGCAACAUGUUACCCAAAGCUUCAUCGUUUGCAGGACCAUCCCUUAGUCAAAGGGCACGUGGAUUAGUUGAGUCAUUAAACAUUCCGGCUGCUGAAGUGGCUGCUGUUGUUGUAUCAGGAGGAAUUGGCAGUGCUUUGAGUGUAAAACCUAACAAAAAUGUUGAUAAAGCUAUGGUUUUACGGGCAGAAAGGUGCCCUAGAAUUAUUUAUCGCCUUGUUAUCCUGUACCUUUGUAGAGCUUCCUUAGAAAGGGCAUCCCGGUGUGUCCAACAGUUCACAUCACUUUUACCUUCCCUUUUAACUGCUGAUGAUGAACAAAGCAAGAGUAGGCUUCAACUUGUUAUUUGGUCACUGCUUGCAGUUAGGGCACAGUAUGGAAUGUUGGAUGAUGGUGCUCGUAUUCAUCUCCUAUCUCAUCUGAUACGAGAGACUGUCAAUAUUGGAAAAUCGAUGCUUGCUACUAGCAUUGUGAGCAGGGAUGACACCAUGGAUUCAAGCCAUAACUCAAAAGAUGCAGGAUCCAUACAAAAUUUGAUUCAAAAGGAUCGUGUUCUUGCAGCAGUCAGUGAUGAAGCUAAAUACAUGAAGACAUCAAAGACUGACCGCGACCAGCAGAUACAGGAACUCCAUUCUAGAUUAGAUGAAAACUCAUUGGCUGAAUCUAGUAACAAGAAAGUUAUUGAAGAUGAGAUACAAAAUAGCUUGAACACUGUUCUAGCUUCGGAUGAAAGCAGAAGAACGGAAUUCCAGCUUACUUAUGAGGAGGAGCAGCAGAAUGUAGCUGAAAAAUGGAUACACAUGUUUCGUUCAUUGAUUGAUGAGAGAGGCCCUUGGUCUACCAACCCCUUUCCAAACCAUGCUGUCAAACGCUGGAAACUGGACAAGACAGAAGAUACAUGGCGUCGUAGGCCCAAACUUCGACAAAAUUACCAUUUUGAUGAAAAUCUGUGUAAUCCUCUUUCAAUCACUUCUGCCGAGGUUGCUAGUCCAGUCAAUGAUAGUAAUCCUGGUGUUAUGGCAAACAUAUCGGAGCAAAUGAAGGAACUAUUGCUGAAAGGCAUAAGGAAAAUAACUGACGAGGGGUCCUUGGAUGGUAAUGAAACCAAUACUGAAGUAGGUGGACAGAAGACACCGAUUCUCUCUGAUAAUCCAGAUUGUCAAUCCUCUGACAUACUUAAGGAGAGCAGUGACAGAAAGGAUACUGGCCAAGAUCGUAAAGACAUUUCCUCUUCGUCUGAUACAGAAGCUAGUGAGGUGCUGGUGUCAGUUCCAUGUGUUCUUGUGACCCCAAAGAGGAAAUUAGCUGGUCAUUUGGCUAUCAUGAAAAAUGUUUUGCAUUUUUCUUCUCAAUUCUUGGUUGAAGGUACCGGUGGGUCAUCUGUUUUCAGAAACUUUGAUGCAUCAACUAGUUCUGAUGGGACCAAGUCUGAUCAAAAGAAGUGGCCUGCUUCUGAUAUGGAACUCCAGAAGGGAAUUACAGUUGGCAAUGUAGAGGUUAUAAAUGGGAAUGGUUCUUCUAAACUUAUGAGAUGUGUUAAACGCCAUCGAAGAUGGAGCAUGGCCAAGAUAAAAGCUGUUCAUUGGACUCGGUAUUUGCUAAGAUAUACUGCCAUAGAGAUCUUCUUCAGCAAUUCAGCUGCCCCAGUUUUUCUAAAUUUUGCAUCUUUGAAGGACGCAAAAGAUAUUGGGAACUUGAUAGUUAAUUCAAGAAAUGACUAUUUAUUUCCCAGGAAAUGGAAAUUAAUGAUUCUCAACACACUAGCUGGAAGAUCUUAUAAUGAUUUAACCCAGUAUCCUGUUUUCCCUUGGGUCUUGGCCGAUUACUCGUCUGAGCUUCUUGAUUAUAACAAGUCAUCUACAUUUCGGGAUCUCUCAAAGCCUGUUGGAGCACUCGAUAAUAAACGAUUUGAGGUGUUUGAAGACAGAUACCGUAACUUCUGUGAUCCUGAUAUACCCAGUUUCUACUAUGGAUCUCAUUACUCAAGUAUGGGCAUAGUGCUUUAUUACCUUCUUAGAUUAGAACCCUUCACAUCUCUUCACCGUAAUCUACAGGGUGGUAAAUUUGAUCAUGCUGACCGUCUUUUUCAAAGCAUUGAGGGCACAUACAGAAAUUGCCUUACAAAUACUAGUGACGUGAAGGAGUUAAUACCUGAGUUCUUCUACAUGCCUGAGUUUCUUGUCAAUUCAAACUCGUAUCAUCUAGGAGUUAAACAGGAUGGUGAACCUAUAGCGGAUAUUUGCCUCCCUCCCUGGGCAAAGGGUUCACCUGAAGAAUUCAUUAGGAGAAACCGGGAGGCACUUGAAAGUGAAUAUGUUAGUUCAAAUCUCCAUCAAUGGAUAGAUUUAGUAUUUGGUUACAAGCAACGAGGAAAACCUGCUGUGGAGGCAGCAAACAUCUUCUACUACUUAACUUAUGAAGGUGCUGUUGAUUUGGAAACAAUGGAAGAUGAUCUGCAAAGAGCAGCCAUAGAAGACCAGAUAGCCAACUUUGGUCAGACUCCCAUCCAGAUAUUUCGGAAGAAACACCCAAGAAGAGGGCCACCUAUUCCGAUUGCACACCCUUUACGCUUUGCACCUGAUUCUAUCAGUUUGACUUCCAUCGUUUCUAAUACUAGUCACCCGGCAUCUGCUGUAUUGUAUGUUGGUCUUAUGGAAUCCAAUAUCGUUCUUGUAAAUGACGGCCUCAUCUUGUCUGUUAAGAUGUGGUUGACAACACAGCUGCAAUCUGGUGGAAAUUUUACAUUCUCCGGUUCCCAGGAUCCAUUCUUUGGAGUUGGAUACGACAUACUUUCUCCACGAAAAAUCGGGAUUCCCGUGCCUGAAAAUGUUGAACUUGGAGCACAAUGCUUUGUAACAAUGCAGACAUCCUCCGAGAACUUUUUAGUAUCAUGUGGCAAUUGGGAAAAUAGUUUUCAGGUCAUAUCAUUAAGUGAUGGCAGAAUGGUACAGAGCAUUCGACAGCAUAAAGAUGUGGUGAGCUGUGUUGCAGUGACAUCUGAUGGAAGUAUCCUUGCAACUGGAAGCUAUGAUACAACAGUGAUGGUUUGGGAAGUUUUUCGUGGUAAAGCCACAGAAAAGAGGAUUCGUAACAAUCAGCCUGAAUUGCCUCGUAAAAACUAUGUAAUAGUUGAAACUCCAUGUCAUAUUCUUUGUGGACAUGAUGAUAUUAUAACUUGCUUACAUGUUAGUCAUGAGCUUGAUAUUGUAAUUAGUGGGUCAAAAGAUGGAACUUGCAUAUUCCAUACUCUGCGAGAAGGUAGAUAUGUAAGAUCCUUACGGCAUCCAUCGGGCAGUCCAAUAUCAAAGCUAGUUGUUUCUCAGCGCGGUCAUAUUGUGAUUUAUGCUGAUGAUGAUCUUAGUCUGCAUCUGUAUUCAAUUAAUGGGAAACAUCUUGCUGCCACGGAAUCUAAUGGACGCCUGAAUGCUAUUCAAUUGAGCAGAUGUGGUGAGUUUUUGGUAGGUGCAGGUGAUCAAGGACAGAUUGUUGUUCGCUCUAUGGACACCCUCGAAAUUGUUAAGAAAUAUCAGGGAAUUGGAAGGGCUAUAACAUCUCUAGCAGUAACGCCAGAAGAAUGCUUCUUGGCCGGCACAAAAGAUGGAAGCCUCCUUGUGUAUUCAAUAGAAAAUCCUCAACUUCGGAAAACUAACCAAAACAGAAAUGUGAGAUCAAAGCUUACUUAACAGGAAAGAUAACUACAGCAUGCAGAAGAUGUAUGGAAUUUUAACAGUUAGAGCUGACCUGUGAUGACUGUUCCAGGUGCUCGCACUGGCCAGUGAUCGCAAGUUUGAGGUUAUGCCAUGUUGCUUCCUUGCUGACCUUGUCAUUUUCUUCCCUUCGGGGUUUUUGAUGUCAUCCCCUUCAAGUACUUAGCCUCUGUAUAAUGUGAGAUAAAAGUGAGACCGCAUGGUGGAAUAUAGCUAAAGCAUAUUUUAAAUUCUUGCAUGGAGUUGAAGAACUGAGUUGAUUAUCUACUCUCAGAAACACCAUGAUGGGACAGUAAUUAGAUUCCCUGAAUCAGUUUUCUCGUGCCUUGAGUUGUUGAGAGGUGAAGACAUGAGGUUUUGUUCAUAAAUGUACAUUAUAUAUAUAUUCGUCAAUUCUGAAAUAGGAUUACUAGGUCUCUUGUGCGCUAAAAUUGUAGCUAUGAGCAAUUAUUUUUGUGUUUAUCAUCUGUUCACAUAACACGUAAUAUUAUUGUACAGACAGGCUUGAAUGCCAUAUCUUACAGCUGAAUGCAAAAGGAGGACUGUUCGGCCAUGUGUCAUA
Arachis duranensis is the source of this 10482-nucleotide messenger RNA. RefSeq names its product BEACH domain-containing protein B. The record is from RefSeq and is a predicted model, not a curated record. NCBI's taxonomy places the organism in Eukaryota, Viridiplantae, Streptophyta, Magnoliopsida, Fabales, Fabaceae. Gene Ontology annotation, molecular function: protein binding.